CGUGCGGAGCGGCUGCCUGUCAGAGGAGUGUCCGCCGGGCAUGCGUGUGCGACGCGCGCGCGCUGCUGCUGUUGCAUCGCAAGGCUCUUCUGUGGCUCGUGUGUGCGCGAUUUUGAGGUUAUUUCGGUGACUCGGUGUAACUGACCUACGCCCGGCCGCGAGGGAGAGCCUUUAUUUCCGCCCCGGCGCCCCCAGCGAUCGGUCGCGUCGCCCCGGGGAGCUUCUGCCGGCGGCUGCCACGCCGGCGAGUCGGAACGGCGGAUCCCGGAGCGUCCGCUGGACAACGACGCUCUAACCUCAAAAACUGGAGCACGCGGCUACGCUCGCGUCUCGCGUCUCGUCGCGUGAAACGGUGCGUCGCCCGGCUGUUCCCUUGGCGAGAGGACCCUUGGUUGACGCGGGACCGUCUCCGCGUCGCUCGCGCGUCAUGUCAAUGAACGUUUCGCGGGAUUGCGUCACUUCCUCGUGACGCCGAGUCUGUCGUUCGUAUCUCGCAGGGACGCCUUGAAAAUCCGUCGACUCCGACUCCGCUUUCGUCUUCUCCGCGAGAAAGAGAUUCAAUUCGGUAAGAUGCUGUGCAUAAAGAAACUGUAUCGGGAGGAGCUGCUGCAGCUCGCGCUGCUGCUCUCCCUGCUGCGCGUGGACCCGGAGUCCUACCUGGGCCUGGACAUCCAGACCAUCGGCGUGGGCUCGCUGGACCUCAACAACGGCUCCGGCUGGCACACGGACCACACCAUCGUCCACCGGCCGAUGUACGUCCACCCGAAGAACCCGGACUCCAUGCUCCUCAACUACCAGCGCGACCUCUUCGAGGAGCUCAACUCGCUGGGCAGAUACAACAGAAUGAACUCCGGCCUCAACGCCAUACACGCCUACCUGCUCAACGUCGAGGAGCCCGACGGGGACGCGACCGUGACGGCGGGCUCCAGCGCGCCGGUCUCCGCCAAUGCUACCAGGAACGUGACGUCUCCCGACCCACCGACUGGCACGCAGAGUCCUGCGGAGCCAGUCGGCGCAGCGGAGCUCACUCAAGAGGAUAUGGACCUGAUUGAGGUUCUUUGGAAGCAGGAUGUGGAUCUGGGAUUCACGCUGGUGGAACCGACCACGACGCCCACCAAAAAGCCGUCGACGUCUGAAAAAGAAUCUGCGGACGAAAUCGAGAAGCUGAAAGCUUUAGAAGCUAUUAAUGCCACUUAUCGAAAGGAUGAUGACAAGGAGUCCGAGCCGCAGGAGGAUGACCCAUGGGCAGGACUUCCUUACACCGUAGACCUUGAAACUGGCGAAUACAUCCUCAGCUCCGGCAGUCAGAACGGAAGUGCAAGUAGCAUCGUCGAAGAGGACGAUCCGCUUCUCAACGAAGCAUCGUUGGCUUUGGACAACCAUCCCUUGGCUGACUUAACCGAUGAGUCUCUGGGUUUAAACGACACUCUAGGACUCGAGCAUGACUUUACUUCAGACUUACUCGGAGGUAGUCUCUUGGAAAGCGCCGGUGUAGAAGGCCUGCUCUGCAACGAUACUCUGGGCUUUAAUCUCGAGGAGGCGCUUCAACUCGUUGGCCUCGAUGAGGCUCAACCAGAGGAAACGAAGCCGGAAGUGAAGAAGAAGAAGAAAGACGACACCGCCGACGACUCCGCAAGUGCAGAGGACGACGCGGCCAUUACCGCCUCGAGUAACGCCGAGGUCGCAAAGACAUCCAGGUGCGAGGAUCCAGAGACCGGCGACAUGAUUCACACACCGCAGUUUCAUCAUCCCCAUCACCCUCCACAUCACCACCGCUCCUUCCAGGGUCGCAUGCCGUUCAUGCGAGCGAUGAGCAUGGAACAGCGGUGGCAAGAUCUCGCGUCUCUUUUAUCCCUCCCGGGAGGACCGGAUCACUUCGCGCAUCCAGCGCAUCCUGGGUAUCCAGGACACGGCAUAAGUCACAGUCAUUACGAGGCGCAACGUAAUGUAUUGCUCCAUAAUCCUACCUUAGCGCCUCCGGUCGGGGAUCUUAAUUCAACAGGACCUUACCACAAUGUGGGUGGGUCGUCGAAUUUGGGUUCAGCUGUGGCAACAUCGAUGAAUUUGACAAACAGUAGUGAGCCAAUGGGUGCGGAGAGCGGCACGAGUUACAAGUCUGAACCUAACGAUAUGAUGUAUUAUCAUGCACCGACGACAGAUUCCAUCAACCAAACCACUGAUGGAUUUCUUUCGUCCCUACUCAAUGACGAGGACUUGCACUUAAUGGACAUGGCCAUGAACGACGGUAAGUACUACCACUGCUUAUAUCAUUGUUAUUACAUCACUGUACAUUCUUUUCCUAAUACUAGAAUCCUACUGUCUUACUAAUACACAAAAUUGAAAGAAUACGCACAUUAAAGAGAAAAAAUACGACAUCAAUUCUUUUUAAUUCUAACGAAAUCUCUUAGCAAUGUAUCUUAAAGAUUUUCAAUUAGAAGAAACAGCUGAAAAUUAAACAUUGAAAAAUCAUAUAUUUGUUUAAGUGAGAGAGUUCUUAAACAUCUUCUAUGCAUGUCGAAAGUGGGUUUAUUGGUUGGAUGCGGAAUAUAAUUUGCCGAGUGUAAUGAAAAUUAACAAAGUAGGCUGAAUCCAGAGUGGAAACAAAAUUAUAGCAUUUUUCUAAGUCAUCUUUUCUAGCGUAAUCAUUACCAUGUUCUUCCCCUCUAUCCUUUCCAAAUAUAAUAAAUUGUUCUAAUUGAUAAUGAUAAUAACGUAUUAAUCUCUACUAAUAGGUUAGAAUCUAUUAAAGCAAUUCAUUACUGGAAUUAAUUUUAAAAAAUAUUACGAACCGAACGUUUUCCUAUAAAAGUAUAAAACUUUAUUAUACGUU
Molecule: messenger RNA, 2830 nt
Organism: Vollenhovia emeryi
Lineage: Eukaryota; Metazoa; Arthropoda; Insecta; Hymenoptera; Formicidae
Product: segmentation protein cap'n'collar-like
Exons: 7
Coding region: 571-2328 (585 amino acids)
Biological process (GO): regulation of transcription by RNA polymerase II
Cellular component (GO): nucleus
Molecular function (GO): DNA-binding transcription factor activity, RNA polymerase II-specific; RNA polymerase II cis-regulatory region sequence-specific DNA binding
Source: RefSeq, a predicted model, not a curated record